GGGCUGCCCGCGCGCGAGCCCCUGCCCCUGGGCGGGGCCUGGUGGGGGCGCGAUGAGGCGGCGGGUGGGGUUGAGAACUGAAUUCCUACAAAAAAUGGUGGUGGCACAGAUCUGACCUAUGGUAAUACCUUGAAAGAGUAUGAAUAUUUCAGCAAACUGCCUCUUCAGUGGUUCCUCCUUGGCAUCUGAAGUGCAUGCUGCUGCUGUUAAUGGAGAUAAGAGUACCCUCCAAAAGCUAAUAGCAGGAAACUCAGAACUGAAAGAUAAAGAGGACCAGUUUGGAAGGACUCCUCUUAUGUAUUGUGUACUGGCUGACAGGCUGGACUGUGCAGAGGCAUUGCUGAAGGCUGGAGCUGAUGUUAAUAGAGCUGAUCGUAGCCGAAGAACUGCUCUCCAUCUUGCUGCACAAAAGGGAAAUUACCGCUUCAUGAAACUUUUACUGGCUCGUAGAGGGAACUGGAUGCAGAAGGACUUGGAGGAUAUGACACCAUUACAUUUAACAACACGUCACAAAAGCCCAAAAUGUUUAGCUUUGUUGCUAAAACACAUGGCACCAGGAGAAGUGGAUACCCAGGACAGAAACAAGCAAACUGCAUUGCAUUGGAGUGCCUACUACAAUAACCCAGAGCAUGUGAAACUUCUCAUAAAACAUGAUUCAAAUAUUGGAAUCCCUGACAUUGAAGGAAAAAUCCCACUUCACUGGGCAGCUAACAACAAGGACCCUAGUGCAAUUCACACAGUGAAAUGCAUUCUGGAAGCUGCACCUACAGAAUCUCUGCUUAACUGGCAGGACUACGAAGGACGAACACCCCUUCACUUUGCUGUUGCUGAUGGGAAUGUGGCGGUUGUUGAUGUCCUGACCUCCUACGAAGGCUGCAAUGUGACAUCUUAUGACAACUUAUUUCGAACCCCUCUUCACUGGGCAGCCUUACUUGGUCAUGCACAGAUAGUCCAUCUCUUAUUAGAAAGAAAUAAGUUUGGAACUAUCCCAUCUGAUAGCCAAGGUGCAACACCACUACAUUAUGCAGCACAGAGCAACUUUGCUGAAACAGUUGAAGUAUUUUUGAAACAUCCUUCUGUAAAAGAUGACUCAGAUCUUGAGGGAAGAACAUCCUUCAUGUGGGCAGCUGGCAAAGGCAGUGAUGAUGUCAUUAAGACUAUGCUGACUUUAAAAUUGGAUAUUGACAUCAAUAUGACAGACAAAUACGCUGGCACAGCAUUACACGCCGCUGCCCUUUCUGGCCAUGUCAGCACAGUGAAAUUGCUGUUGGAACAUAAGGCACACGUGGAUGCUUUGGAUGUCAUGAAACAUACCCCGCUUUUCCGAGCCUGUGAGAUGGGACACAAAGAAGUGAUACAAACUCUCAUUAAAGGAGGGGCAAGAGUGGAUUUGGUUGACCAAGAUGGCCAUUCACCCCUUCACUGGGCAGCCCUGGGAGGAAAUGCUGAUGUGUGCCAAAUCUUGAUGGAAAAUAAAAUCAACCCUAAUGUGCAGGACUAUGCAGGUAGAACACCUCUGCAGUGUGCUGCUUACGGUGGUUACAUUAACUGCAUGGUAGUGUUACUGGAAAACAAUGCAGAUCCAAAUAUUCAGGAUAAAGAGGGAAGAACUGCUUUACACUGGCUCUGUAACAAUGGGUACCUUGAUGCUAUAAAGUUGCUGCUUGGUUUUGAUGCCUUCCCUAAUCAUAUGGAGAACAGUGAGGAAAGAUAUACUCCACUGGAUUAUGCCUUGCUUGGUGAGCACCAUGAAGUGAUUCAGUUCAUGUUGGAACAUGGGGCUCUGUCUAUAGCUGCCAUACAGGACAUUGCUGCUUUCAAAAUUCAGGCUGUUUACAAAGGAUACAAAGUUAGAAAGGCUUUUCAAGAGAGGAAGAAUCUUUUAAUGAAGCACGAACAACUGAGAAAGGAUGCUGCUGCCAAGAAACGUGAAGAGGAAAGUAAGAGGAAAGAAGCCAGGCUACAGAAAGGGGUGCAGAACGUGGAACAAAAUCGCUUUCGAGCACAACAGAGCCCGGCAAAUCGAGACAAGACUAGCAGCAUCUCACAGUUGCCUAGUAAAUCAAUUGAUACACAGAAUAAGAGACCUCUGUCCCUCAGUGCUUCACAAAUUCAACCAGGGAGAAACAGUAGAGGUUCACCUAAAGCUUGUCGCAACAAAGAGGCGCCAAAGGAGUCAGCAGAGCCUCAGAGUGAAGGUCAUAAAGCCAGGCAAGAUUCAUUGAGGAAACACAUCAAAAGCAAGUCAAGUUGUGUGCAAUUCCAUUGCAGCAAGGCAAAAGAGGGAACAAAAGCUGAAGUGAAACAGCAGGUUGCAGCUGCUACGGAACUGCACGGAGGAAAGCACAAGGAGCACACCGUGGAGGCAACGGGUACGUGCGCUCAGAGGAGCAGAAGGCACACUUCUGCUUGUAGGACUGCUAGUGCUGGGGAGAAACCAAGAGACCAGAGUCGGUCUUCAUCUGGCAGCCAGGAGCAUAGUGAAGGAACAGCUGUGUCCUUCUGCAGCAUCAGUUGUACUGGUGGAAUUGUGAGAAGCCCAAAACAGUGUGAAGCACCUGCCAAAGGCAAAAAGCAUCAGCAGCACCCCAGGAAUAAAGAGGUGAAUAACGAGCGAUGUUCACCUGCUGGCUCUAGUAGGCCUGGAAGUGCCAGAACAGUGUUUGUAAACACCAGGAAUGACAGCGUGCAUGCUGUAGAACAAACUAACAAAGUGGGGAAUAACCAACUGGCAAAAAAGGCCUCCCCUCUAUUGUCUGCUGGGGCAGAACCUACCAGAACUGUGCCAAGAAACCCAGCAGCGAGUUCUGCUCCUGAGGACAGUUUGAACUUGGAAAGAACAGGCGUAAUUGGAUCCAGGAAUGCAGAUGAUCAAUUGUGUUCUGUCUCGUGGCAAAGCACAAAUAUUGAACUAAUCCCCUUGGAGAUUCGGGUGCAGAUAAUAGAAAAAGAAAGAAGAAGAAAAGAGCUGUUUCGGAAGAAGAACUACGCUGCUACAGUCAUACAGAGGACAUGGAGAAGUUACCAGCUAAGACAGGAGUUGUUUCGGCUUCUCAGUGCUAAGCGGCAGUGCAAAGAAGAUGAAGACAAAUGGAGACAAGAGACAGCUGCCUUCUUCAUUCGGGUUGCUUGGAAGAAACAGCUGAACCAUAGCCCUCUGAAAUCAGUUCCUUCAUGUAAAAGUCUGAAAUCUGUAAACAAAACCAGCUCAGCCAUAAAAAACAGCAAGCAGUCCAUCCUUAAGCAGAUCUAUGGGCGCUCUCAGGAAGGCAAAGCCUGUCAGCCAACAAGACCUCCUUCAAAGCUGAAGCCUUCUGAUGUGCAGCUGGUCUCAGUAAACAACCUACAGUGUGUGAAUUUGCUGGAGAACAUGGGAAAAUCAAAGCAAUUUUCAUACAACAUGAGACCAACCACUGCUGCAAAACCACAGAACGCAAGGCCCAAGCACUAAGCCAAACUGAAUGCUUGGAAUUUUGGAAGCACAGUCUGGUACAACUGUUCCCUCUCCUAAUGCACAAAGCCAUCUACAACAUAUUAAGCUUGAACACAUACUCAGUUUUGUGUUAUCUCAGCAUUACACACCAAGCAGACUUCUAAGGAGUUGGACUCACUUUGUGUACAGAUUAGUUCUGAAAUGAAACUGUGUUAAUUUAUUUACUUCCAGGA
Molecule: messenger RNA, 3666 nt
Organism: Dryobates pubescens (Downy woodpecker)
Lineage: Eukaryota; Metazoa; Chordata; Aves; Piciformes; Picidae
Gene: INVS
Product: inversin
Exons: 17
Coding region: 140-3451 (1103 amino acids)
Biological process (GO): protein localization to ciliary inversin compartment
Cellular component (GO): ciliary inversin compartment
Molecular function (GO): protein binding
Source: RefSeq, a predicted model, not a curated record